Camellia sinensis is the source of this 525-nucleotide messenger RNA. Lineage: Eukaryota; Viridiplantae; Streptophyta; Magnoliopsida; Ericales; Theaceae. The record is from RefSeq and is a predicted model, not a curated record.
UGAUCUUUGAUUCAUUGAUUUCUCAGGGAGUAUUCUCAGCGCCGGCGGUGGUGGACCGUUCGAGAAAGCAACGUCGUCCGAUUGGAUCGAUAUGAUUAACAGAUUUCAGAACGCUGCGCUUGAGUCUCGCCUCGGGAUUCCACUUCUCUACGGUACUGACGCUGUUCAUGGCAACAACAACGUCUACGGUGCCACUGUAUUUCCUCACAACAUUGGCCUUGGAGCUACUAGAGAUGCAGAGUUGGUUAGGAGGAUUGGAGUUGCAACUGCUCUUGAAGUUAGGGCUCGUGGCGCUCAGUUUACUUUUGCUCCUUGUGUGGCUGUAAGUUCUCGUAAUUUUUUAUAUUAGAUUAUUUGAUCGGAUUAUUAUCAGACCAUUCUGUGUUCAUUUUGGUUCAAAUUGGUCAUCCAUGUAUCAAAGAUUUAUGUAAAUAUGAAUGAACUUUGUUUGUGGCAUUACGUGUUUGAUCAAACGCGAGAAUGAACUUUGUUUUUUUCUUUCCCAAACAAAAUAUGAAUCUUAAG